Musca vetustissima is the source of this 447-nucleotide messenger RNA. RefSeq names its product NADH dehydrogenase [ubiquinone] 1 alpha subcomplex assembly factor 2. The record is from RefSeq and is a predicted model, not a curated record. NCBI's taxonomy places the organism in Eukaryota, Metazoa, Arthropoda, Insecta, Diptera, Muscidae. Gene Ontology annotation, cellular component: membrane. Gene Ontology annotation, biological process: mitochondrial respiratory chain complex I assembly. Bases 1 to 447 code for a protein of 148 amino acids. The transcript has a single exon.
AUGGCCAAACCACCAUCCCGUGAUAUUAUCAAAAUCAUUUUUCAAAAUUUCUUCAAAUCCUUUCGUCCUCGGCAAAUUCGUGGCAAUUUAAUUGGUGAAGAUUAUUUUGGUAACAAAUACUAUGAAAUACCAGCCGAUCCCUCGAUAGGUAAACGUAAACCCUCAAGAUGGUUUGAACCAGCCGACAAGGAAGCAUUCGAUAAUGAAAUCACCGCUGAAUGGGAAGCAUGGCUGCGAGGACGUCGUGAAGAACCGCCGAGCCGAGAGGAAUUGGUACGAAAUUUACAAAUUAUGGAUAUGAAAAAACGUAAUGCAGUUGAAUUGGAAGAGAAAUAUGGCGAGAAAGAUGCCAAGGGUAAAUUAAUACAACCGCAAGAGACCUACAAUACCUUCCCGAAAUAUAAUGAUUAUGAAAUUAUACCCGGCAAGGAUCCGGAGAAGAAGUAA